CUUCGGCGCCACCACGUGUGUCCCCGAGCUGAGUGGCCACCCGACUCAGUCCCUCGCCGGCCGGUCUGGGCAGCGGAGGAGGCGAGUAGCUGGUAGUGACUGGAGGUUUCGCUAUGGGAAGUCGUGUGUCUCCGUCAGCCCUGCUCCCUGGUUCUCCGCAGCCGCUGUCGCUGGAGAGCACCGGGAGGCGCGGGUUCCAAGCGCGCCUGCUUCUCCCCGCCCGGGCGCCCGCGCCCCUGGGCAGGUGCUGAGCGCCUUCCCGAGCCUCCCCUGCCGCCUCCCUCUUCCGCCCGGCCGCCCGGCUGCUGCAGUGCACAUGGGCUGCUGGAGGUAGAUGGGCUCCCCGCCCGGGAGGCGGCGGUGGAUGCGGCGCUGGGCAGAAACAGCCACCGAUUCCAGCUGCCGUGGGGCCGCGCGCUCCGGGCGCCCCUGCGAGCCCCAGGCUCGGCCAUGGGGACCUCGGCAAGCAGCACCACCGCCCUCGCCUCUGGCAGCCGCAUCACCGGCCAAGUCGGAACCACGAUGGUCGCCGGCUCCCUUCUCCUGCUGGGAUUCCUCAGCGCCAUCACAGCUCAGACAGAACAAAAGACUCCGGGUCUCACGGGCACAUACCGCCAUGUUGACCGAACCACUGGCCAGGUGCUAACCUGUGACAAGUGUCCAGCAGGAACGUAUGUCUCCGAGCACUGUACCAACGUGAGCCUGCGAGUUUGCAGCAGUUGCCCUGCGGGGACCUUUACCAGGCAUGAGAACGGCAUAGAGAGAUGCCAUGACUGUAGUCAGCCGUGCCCAUGGCCGAUGAUCGAGAGAUUUCCUUGUGCCGCCUUGACUGACCGAGAAUGCACUUGCCCACCUGGAAUGUAUCAGUCGAACGGUACCUGCGCUCCCCAUUCAGUGUGCCCUGUGGGCUGGGGUGUGCGCAAGAAAGGGACGGAGAAUGAGGAUGUGAGGUGCAAGCAGUGUGCUCGGGGUACCUUCUCUGACGUGCCUUCCAGUGUGAUGAAAUGCAAAGCCCACACAGACUGUCUGGGUCAGAACCUGGUGGUGGUCAAGCCGGGGACCAAGGAGACAGACAACGUCUGUGGCACACGCCUGUCCUCCAGCCCAACCCCACCUCCCCCUGGCACAGCUCUCUUUUCUCACCCUGAGCACAUGGAAUCCCAUGAAGUCCCUUCCUCCACCUAUGAGCCCCAAGGCAUGAACUCCACAGACUCCAACUCUACUGCCUCUGUUAGACCAAAGGUACCCAGUGGCAUCCAGGAAGGGACAGUCCCCGACAACACAAGCUCAACCAGUGGGGAGGAAGGCGUGAACAAGACCCUCCCAGGCCCACCACAAGUCACCCACCAGCAAGGCCCCCACCACAGACACAUUCUGAAGCUGCUACCCACAUCCAUGGAGGCCACUGGCGAGAAGCCCAGCACGGCCAUCAAGGCCCCCAAGCGGGGCCAUCCCAGACAGAACCUGCACAAGCAUUUCGACAUCAAUGAGCAUUUGCCCUGGAUGAUUGUCCUCUUCCUCCUGCUGGCGCUGGUGCUGAUCGUGGUGUGCAGCAUCCGCAAGAGUUCCAGGACUCUCAAGAAGGGGCCCCGGCAGGACCCCAGUGCCAUCGUGGAAAAGGCGGGGCUGAAGAAAUACGUGCUUGGCUUGCGUUUACUUUUAUUUUCUUUGGUCCCUGGCACAGGGAUUGACAUCUUGAAGCUCGUCGCGGCCCAGGUGGGAAGCCAGUGGAAGGACAUCUAUCAGUUUCUUUGCAACGCCAGUGAGAGGGAGGUGGCUGCUUUCUCCAAUGGCUACACUGCUGACCAUGAACGGGCUUACGCAGCCCUGCAGCACUGGACCAUCCGUGGCCCCGAGGCCAGCCUCGCCCAGCUAAUCAGUGCCCUGCGCCAACACCGACGCAAUGACGUUGUGGAGAAGAUUCGUGGGCUGAUGGAAGAUACUACGCAGUUGGAAACCGACAAACUGGCUCUCCCCAUGAGCCCCAGUCCACUUAGCCCAAGUCCCAUGCCCAGUCCUAACGUGAAGCUUGAGAAUUCCACUCUCCUGACUGUAGAGCCCUCCCCUCUGGACAAAAACAAGGGCUUCUUCGUGGACGAGUCGGAGCCGCUUCUGCGCUGCGACUCCACGUCCAGCGGUUCAUCGGCACUGAGCAGGAACGGCUCCUUUAUUACCAAAGAAAAGAAGGACACGGUGUUGCGGCAGGUCCGCCUGGACCCCUGUGACUUGCAGCCCAUCUUCGAUGACAUGCUGCACAUCCUGAAUCCCGAGGAGCUGCGGGUGAUUGAAGAGAUCCCCCAGGCUGAGGACAAACUGGACAGGCUCUUUGAGAUCAUUGGGGUCAAAAGCCAAGAAGCCAGCCAGACCCUCCUGGACUCUGUGUACAGCCAUCUUCCCGACCUGUUGUAGAACACCGGGGCCCUGCAUUCUGGAAACGGACCUUCUGGCGGGCUGGUUUCAUUUUGUUUCUGACGUUUGUGUUCUGGUGUGUGCGCGCGUAUGUAUGUGUUUAACAGAGUAUGGCCGGUGCUUGAGUUUGGGGUUUGGGGAUUUUUCUUUCCUCGUUUUUCUCUUCUUGAAAGGGAAUUUAUAAAGCCUUUUCGAUGUAUAACUGUUGGAAAAUGCCCACCACUAAAGUUUUUUUUUAAGUUCCACAGAUGCUCCGUUUUUGCCUUCUUACAUCUUUUCAAAACUGUUCUGUGCACUUUAAAAACUUAACGUAAAUGCAGUGUGACUUUUCCCACAUGCUGGGUUCUGAGACUCUUAACUUCUUAAAAUCAUGAUGGCAUCUUGUGGCUUCUAUAAGCAAAUACCAGUCUUUCAACAGCCGCACCUACUUUUUCUGUUUUGGUUUUUUUGGUUUUUUUUUUUUCCUCUUUAUCUUACUGUUUGUCCUUUCCAAGUGUUCUUAAGGACCGAGGGGAUUUAAGAUCCUGUUGAUUACUGUAAUGCAAUUAGACUUCCAGUUAUCUUUUUCAUGUCUUGUUGUAAAGUUCAUCAUAUUCAUGGCUGAAACUUGACCACACUAUCUAUCGCCGAUUGUAUGGUUUCAUCUGGACGCCAUACACUGCUUGGUAACUUGUACUCCUCUUAACGCUAAUACGCUCUGGGCUGGAGAAUGACAUCUUCAAGUCAUCAGGACUUGGCUGUUUCAGUGGCUUGACACCUGGGCCACCAAAGAACUUGAUCUUCCUCCUUUAGGGACACCUCUGCUGCAUCUUGGAAAGUCAACCAAGCCAGUGGCAGCUUUUGCCCAGCUUUGCUUUGGAAGAUUUUUUUUUUUUCUUUUUUAAUACACAUAGUCAAUAGGUCCAGUUUGCCCUCAAGGCCUUGCUGGGUUUUCAUCAUCAAUCACUUCAUUUAAAACUGGCUGCAGCUGUAAGAACUCUUGUCUGAUCAAUCUGCAACUACGCUCUCACUCAUCAACUCGCCCCCUAACGCUCAGCUGUCAGGCUCUACCGCAAAGGUGGUGUCGGCUGCCUUUGUGUGGGGGGGCUGGGUGGUGAGGAACUGAUAGCAGAAAAAUGCCUUCAAGUAUACUAAUUUAUUAAUAAAUAUUAGGUGUUUGUUA
Molecule: messenger RNA, 3571 nt
Organism: Peromyscus maniculatus bairdii (prairie deer mouse)
Lineage: Eukaryota; Metazoa; Chordata; Mammalia; Rodentia; Cricetidae
Source: RefSeq, a predicted model, not a curated record